Messenger RNA from Bombus huntii, 3111 nucleotides. It is a transcript of the gene P5CDh1, whose product is annotated as delta-1-pyrroline-5-carboxylate dehydrogenase, mitochondrial. The transcript is spliced from 8 exons. Lineage: Eukaryota; Metazoa; Arthropoda; Insecta; Hymenoptera; Apidae. The record is from RefSeq and is a predicted model, not a curated record. Gene Ontology annotation, cellular component: mitochondrial matrix. Bases 207 to 1913 code for a protein of 568 amino acids. Gene Ontology annotation, molecular function: L-glutamate gamma-semialdehyde dehydrogenase (NAD+) activity.
AUGGGGGGAGGUUUGGCUCACUAUUUGCUCGAUGGUUGCCACUGUCGAGUUUCGUAGUUUCGACAGUUCAGCAUCCUAAUCAGUCUUUACAGUGAUUAUAGAGAGAUAGGUUUAUUCAUACCUUUGCAAAAUUUUACGACGAACGUGAAGGUGUUCAUGUAAAAAGUUCUAAAGGGAAUAUAAAUCAAAAGAACCAAAAAAAGACAAUGUUGAGUCUUUGCCGUCAAGCGUUAAUAAUUAACAGUCAAAAAGUUGGUACAAGAUGUUUAGGAACAAUAAUACCAUUACCAAAUCCUGCUGAAUUUCCUUUGGAAAAUGAACCUGUCCUUAAUUAUAAAAAAGGUAGCCCUGAGAGGGCAGAAUUGGAAAGAGCUUUGGAUAAAAUGGCCAGUGAUUGUGAGGAAGUACCCCUGGUUAUUGGAAAUGAAGAAAUUAAAACAGAUUUAUGUAGAUAUCAAGUUAUGCCACAUAAUCAUAAAGCAAAGGUUGCAAAAUAUUAUUGGGCAACACCUGAUCUAGUCAAAAAGGCAAUAGAUGUUGCUGUAAAGGCUCAGCGUGAAUGGGAAAAAUGUCCAUUUGAACAGCGUUUAGAAAUCUGGUUGAGGGCAGCUGAUUUGAUGGCAACAAAAUACAGACAGCAAUUAAAUGCUGCUACAAUGCUCGGACAGAGCAAAUCUGUUAUUCAAGCAGAAAUUGAUAGUGCAGCAGAAUUAAUUGAUUUUUUUAGAAUGCAUGCAUAUUUUGCCAAAGAGGCUUUAAAAUAUCAACCAAUUUCAACCAAUCCUAAAGUAACAUUAAAUUCAAUGAGAUAUAGAGGAAUGGAUGGUUUUGUUGCAGCAGUAUCACCAUUCAACUUUACUGCCAUUGGUGGUAAUCUUAGCUAUACACCUGCUUUAAUGGGUAAUGCAGUACUCUGGAAGCCAUCUGAUACAGCUGUACUUUCUAACUGGUGGAUUUUUAAGAUAUGUAAAGAAGCUGGUGUACCACCAGGUGUAGUCAAUUUUGUUCCAUGUGAAGGACCCGUUUUUGGUGACACUAUAACUGCUUCACCUUAUCUAUCCGGGAUUAAUUUUACCGGAUCAGUUCCCACGUUUAAUCGUUUGUGGGUGCAAAUUGGUAAAAAUCUGGGAAAAUAUAGGAACUACCCCAAAUUAGUAGGCGAAUGUGGUGGAAAAAAUUAUCAUUUCGUACACGCGAGUGCUGAUGUAGAGUCAGUUAUUAAUGGGACCAUACGAAGCGCUUUCGAAUUUAAUGGUCAAAAAUGUUCAGCUUGCAGUAGAAUGUAUGUUCCAGAAUCAUUGUGGCCAAAGAUAAAGGAAGGCCUUUUAUCGCUUCGUGACGCACUUAAGAUUGGCGACGUCAGAGAUUUUACCGUGUUCACCGGAGCCGUUAUAGAUGCUACUGCAUUUAAAAGAAUUUCUGGUUACAUCAAACAUGCCAAAAAAUCGCCUAAUUUAGAAAUUAUCGGCGGUGGGAAAUACGAUGAUUCGGUUGGAUACUUCAUUGACCCGACAAUAGUAGAAACAAAAGACCCUACAGAUAAGAUAAUAACAGAGGAAAUAUUUGGGCCUGUAUUAACAAUAUACGUUUAUAAAGAUUCAAACCUCGAUGAAACGAUGAAAUUGGUAGAAUCCUCGACACCUUAUGCUUUAACUGGAUCGAUAUUCUCGCAAGACGAAAAAUGGGCGAGAAGAGCUCUCGAAGAAUUUAAAUAUACAGCUGGCAAUUUCUAUGUUAAUGAUAAAUCGACAGGCUCGGUCGUUGGUCAGCAACCAUUCGGUGGUAGUAGAAUGUCUGGAACAAAUGAUAAGGCUGGCGGACCUCAUUACGUUCUUCGUUGGGCAUCGCCACAGUCAAUCAAAGAAACAUUUGUUCCUUUGCGUGAAUACGAUUAUCCAUAUAUGAGGUCUUAGAUAAUUCGCAUGCAACUAACUAACGUCCGCCUUCGUCUUCGUUCCGUCGAACAACGUUGCAUAGUAGACGAACGAUUAUACAGGCCAAGUGAAGAGCAGCAAAAACUUGGCAAAAGAAGCGAACGCGGAACGCUAGAGCAAGAAGAUAAUUCCCGCUGAUCGUAGGAAGGAUACCCGGUCUUUCCGGAUCCAUGGAAAAAAAAGGAUCGAAGAGAUUUCCAACCGGGGAACCGUGGCCAAGGAACCGAGCCUAAUGGGGAAUGGAGGCUUAAUUACAGGCUCUGGCGGAUAUUAAGGGUAUGCACGGCAGCUCAGUAUAAACGUUGAAGCUGUCGUGUGCGUCUAUCGGCUGAAAUUGACUACGAUAGGAGCAAACGCGGUGCAACCACAGGAAAGGAGACAGAUAGACGGAAAGGGAGAAAAUCGAGGAAAAUAAGGUGAAACGAGGGGUUUGGGAGUUUGAAGAGGAUAACGCAGAUAGAUUGACAGAUAAGUACCACCGGGUAAAAAGCUGAGUGGUGUCUAACGAGUGACGAGCAAAGUGAGAGAUAAAGAGGCGCGUGAUAACAGAGAUGGAAAGAAAGAAGACAAAAUGGUGUCUGGUUAUUUGCAUUGCUUGAAAAUCGACGAUGUGCACGAUGUAGAAACAUUAAAUGGUCAUAAUUCAAGCACGUUGACAGCUCUAGAAUAUACCAAUUAAGGUAGCUGCACGGUGGCGGAUAUUAAGAUCGAGCCUGGAUACACGCGACACCGAUGUUAUCGUCUUUCGCCGCCUCCGCGCAUCAAUGGCUUCGCCGUGUGUGGUUUUACACACGUGCCACUUGUCACGUGGCAUACAGGAUCGUACGUAUGUGUGUAGGUAGACGUACCACAGGGACGUACACGAGCAGACGUGGCAAACAUUAUUGCGAUAUUGGACACAUAGUGGCAGCGGGCUACCAACGCGGUAAGCAAACCUCUUUAGCACAAAGCAAAUGGGAACUCUGAUUUAACACGACUCAGUAGUUGGGCCGAAACUCUCUGAAUAUACUGAUUGUGGUAUCAUCGUGUGGUAGCAAUCUACGAUUCGUUUGGUGGACAUAGUGAUUAAAAUGUUUUGGAUAUAGUUUCUCCUUUAGGUGGUUUUUUUUAAGGGUGAAUGUGUGUGUGUGUGUAGUAGUAGUAUAAAUAUACAGUGAAUCACGAAAGUAUUCGAAGA